GAGCGACGCACGUAAUAUUAUUGUGUAAACAUGGAAGGACCACCAGCCAAGAAGAGACGGCCUAAUUUCAGUGAGGCUGAAGUAUACGCUCUUGUGACUGAGGUAGCCAAACGAAAAGAAAUGAUUUUAGGGAAGUUGGACUCAACUAGAUGUACACUUCAACUAAAAAACCAUGCCUGGGGUGAAGUGUUAAAUGCGGUGAAUGCUGUUGGUAGAGUCACCCGCAAUGUUACUGAAAUUCGGCGGAAGUUUUCUGAUCUUCGUGUUAGCGUUAAGAAAAAAGCAGCACAAGAUAAGAAAUAUGCUGGUGGAACAGAAGAAGAAAGAGAACCAACCCCCGGACCCUCAGGAGCUAGGUUUACAGCUACCGGUAGUUGUUUCCGAGAGGAAUUUAUGUUUCGGCCCGUUCAAGAGAAAGAUGAUUUUAUAACCUGCAUUCUGAAUGAGGAUAUACAGGAACAUGAUAUCACAGUGCCCAUUGUGCAUUUAGAACCUGAAACUUCAGCACCUACAAACAUUCCUGGAUUUUCAUCAUCCGGGACAUAUGAGGUAGAAACAUGUAGUUCAAGCAAUACUCGUCAACCUAUUGCUGCUACCACGGAACAGCGAAGUAGGUCUAGUACCCCUUCUGCCACAGCUGUUAGGUCAACUGUAACUGGUGAUUCCACUGGUGAAAUGGGUUCACCUCCAAUGCCAAGUACCAGCAGAAGUGGCAGGAGGCCACGAACCUCUUCUGCCCGAAAAGAUGAAGAUCUUCUUCGAGAGAUGCUUCGUGUUCAAACACAAAUGAGUGACAGUUUUUUACAGCUUGUAGCUAACACCGAGUGCAUUGCAUCUGCAAUGCUAUGCAUUGCAAGAGUUAUGCAGUCGAAAAAUCCUAUCCAAUGAUGCUGUGUUUA
Homarus americanus (American lobster) is the source of this 899-nucleotide messenger RNA. RefSeq names its product nuclear apoptosis-inducing factor 1-like. The record is from RefSeq and is a predicted model, not a curated record. The transcript is spliced from 2 exons. Gene Ontology annotation, cellular component: nucleus. Lineage: Eukaryota; Metazoa; Arthropoda; Malacostraca; Decapoda; Nephropidae. Bases 31 to 888 code for a protein of 285 amino acids.